UGCUGUAAGUGUUGUUUUUCUCAUAAGUUACAAGUUAAAUAACACUACUGAGUUGAUGAUGCUUAACAGGUUGUGGAUAUUUGAGACAGCUGAGAGCAAUUUUCUUUGUACAAAAAGUAUUUGGAAAAAUUUUUGGGAGGAAGAAAAGUACAACUGAGACCUUAAGAAACAUGUACAUCAGCUCAUGAACUUUCAAGUUGGCAUUCAUAGUAAAUCAUCCUAAAAGAACCAAGUUUAUAAUAAAAAAUUAAGUCAUAAGUGUUACUAACUAAUCUUAAAAAGAAGUAGCAACAAAAAUUUGUUUUAAAUGAAGAUCCAAAUGGCCGCUGCCUUUCCCAGUACUCGGGGUGAAAAUUCAUGCCCAUCAUUCAUUUGUACAUUAUGCUUGACUCGAAGCUUUGAGCCAAAAAUUUUGCCAUGUUUACAUACAUUUUGCAAAACUUGUCUUGAGCAGUAUAACCAAAAUGGUCAAGAAUCCUUCUCUGGAAAUUUUAAAUGUCCAUCAUGUCAACAGAAAAUUUCCCCCACCUCAGAAGAUUUGGGAUUGGAUAGUAUGUCAUCAAAUUUGUUGAUCAGUAAUAUACUGGAAGUAGUUAAGGAAGAACUUGACUGUGAAAAUGGCUUUGAUGGUCAGCAAAUAUCUCUGGUUAUGUGUAGCUGUUGUGAAGAAGGAAAUAAGGCUGUGGGUCGUUGCCGUGAUUGCAAUGAGCUAUUAUGUGAGAACUGUGUUCGAGCACAUCAGAGAGUUCGACUGACAAAAGAACAUUAUAUUGUAAGAUUUGCCAAUGAUGUGUCACAACAUCGAACUCCUCCACCUAUUCCACCAAUUGGGAGUCGUCCCACUCAUUGUUGUGAGAUGCAUCAACAUGAAGUGCUUCGAUUGUUCUGUGAUACUUGCAAUGAGCCAUUGUGUAGGGAAUGUACCAUGAAGGAACACAGAGGUCACAGUUUUAUUUACUUGCAAGAUGCAGUGCAGAAUUCAAAAACUCUUUCUAUUAAGUUAUUAGCUGAUGCAAAAGCAGGAUUGAGAGCAGUUGAGGAAAGCAUUGAAAUAACACAACAAAUGGCAGAAAAAGUUGAGAUGAGGGCUCAGAAUGUUGCUACUGAAGUUCGUGCAACAAUACGGAGACAUAUGAAUGCCCUUGAGGAGAGAGAAAGAGAUCUGCUUCAGCGUGUUGAAAAGAUUCGCCAAGUGAAAGAACGAUCAUUGCAUUUACAGAUAGAUGACUUAAGAGUAGCAUUAUCGAAAAUGGCUCAGAUAGUGGAAUUUAUUCAGCAGGUGCUUGAAUCGGGAUCAGAUAUUGAUAUUCUGAAAGCUAAGGACAAAGCUCUUACAAAAUUACAGGAGUUGAGGUACUAUCGAAGCCAUUUACAGCCUCAUGAAGAUGAUAAUAUUCUUUUCACUCCACCAGACAGUGCCCUACUAAGUGCAAUUAGUGCCCUUGGUUUCAUUAGUAGUAGUGGUUUUGCACCAAACUCUGUUGCCAUGGGUGAAGGUUUGAAGCGUGCUCUUCGUGGUCGACUUUCCACCUUUACUGUCCAAGCUAAAGACCAUUUUGGUGAUACUCGCCUUGUAGGUGGUGACCCAAUUCGUGCAAUUAUUCAGAGUCCUGAUGGCGGAAUUUAUCGAGCUGAAAUUGUAGAUAAUCAAAAUGGCUCUUAUUUAGUGAGCUAUCGGCCACAAACUGAAGGCCACAAUGUUAUAUCUGUAACAAUGCGUGGCAUGCACAUUCAGCAAAGUCCUUUUACUGUUCUGGUGCGAUCUGGUAGAAACUACAGUACUAUAGGACACAUGUUAUAUACUUUUGGAGGAGAUGGGGAUGGAGAUGGUCACUUAUGCCGGCCAUGGGGUGUUUGCACUGACAGGGAAGGUCAUAUUAUUGUGGCUGAUCGCAGUAACAACCGCAUUCAAGUUUUCAACAGUGAUGGAUCAUUUAAACACAAAUUUGGAUCACCUGGCUCACGUCCUGGGCAGUUUGAUCGUCCUGCAGGAAUAGCUGCAGACUUCCAAAGUAGGAUCAUUGUUGCAGAUAAAGACAAUCAUAGGAUUCAAGUCUUUGCUUUUAAUGGUACGUUCCUAUUAAAAUUUGGUGAAAAAGGUAGUAAAAAUGGUCAGUUCAACUAUCCUUGGGAUGUGGCAGUUAAUUUUGAGGGGCAGAUUUUGGUAUCCGACACUCGUAAUCAUCGUAUUCAACUAUUUCAACCAGAUGGGACAUUCAUUAAUAAAUAUGGAUUUGAAGGGGCUCUAUGGAAGCAUUUUGAUUCUCCUCGUGGUGUAGCUUUCAACUCGGAGGGGCAUAUGGUAGUAACUGAUUUUAAUAACCACCGCAUUCUUGUGAUCCAUCCGGAUUUUCAAUCAGCUCGUUUCCUAGGCACAGAAGGAUCCAACAAUGGACAGUUCUUGCGUCCUCAAGGUGUGGCUGUAGAUCCAGAAGGGCACAUAAUUGUUGCAGAUUCUAAGAAUCAUCGAAUCCAGGUUUUCCAUCCAAAUGGAAAUUUUCUUUGCAAAUUUGGAACUCUAGGAAAUGGACCAGGGCAAAUGGAUCGUCCUUCUGGUGUGUGCAUCUCACCAGAUGGCCUAAUCAUUGUGGUGGACUUUGGAAAUAAUCGGAUCCAGGUAUACUAGCUUAAAAAUAAGCAACUGAAGGCUUUUUUUUACGUCACAAGUUCAUAAAAAAAUAUUAAAUUUUGAUAAUGCUAAACAGGAAGUUUUUU
Messenger RNA from Limulus polyphemus (Atlantic horseshoe crab), 2715 nucleotides. Its product is annotated as E3 ubiquitin-protein ligase TRIM71-like. The record is from RefSeq and is a predicted model, not a curated record. Gene Ontology annotation, biological process: proteasome-mediated ubiquitin-dependent protein catabolic process; protein polyubiquitination. Gene Ontology annotation, molecular function: zinc ion binding; ubiquitin protein ligase activity; protein binding. The transcript has a single exon. Lineage: Eukaryota; Metazoa; Arthropoda; Merostomata; Xiphosura; Limulidae. The coding region runs from base 308 to 2626 and encodes 772 amino acids.